AUCUAAGGAAUAAAAUAUAUUUCUAAAUAACAUUCGAAAAAGCUUAAAAUGCUAUAUCAAGAAGCGACUGUGUUUCUGUUAAUAAUUCAGAUCCGUAUCUUGCAAACAGUUUCACAUAUAGUUAAGUAUUUUUAAAGCAAAUUGUUUGUAUUCUAAUUUGAAUUAUUACGUUUGGAUUAAAAUUACAAUAGUUAUCCAUUAUAGAUUAAUAUAAGAGAUACAAAAGUUUUUGAAAUUGCACUGGAUGAUGCCAAUUACGAUGAGGAGAGCGAGAACGAAAUGAUUCAACCAGCGGAUCUUGCGGAUUUAAAACCUCUUGCAGAAGACGAAAGCAAAUACAAACCAUUACAUUCUCACAUAAAGUAUUAUAAUGAGCGCAAUGCCGAAAAUGAAAAACAGUAUUCAGAUAUAUUUCUACUGCAACCACACAUAAAAGAAAUAUUCAAUUUGGAACAAGAAAAUAAACCAUUUAUUGCUAAUUUUAAGCAUAAUUUGGAUAAGGUAUAUUUUGUUAAAAGAGGAAAAAGACAAAUGUUUUCUUUAAUAAAUCUAUGCUUUUAAUCCAGUAUUUCUCCAAAACUACGAAGCAGACUACCAAUGCAAUAUCAAUUAACACAAUUAAUUAUACUGAUUCUAAUAAGAACAAAAGAAGUGUGCAGAAUUAUGAAAGAUUACCAAAUUACAGAAAAUACAUAGCAAAUGUUGCCACAGGUACUAAUUAAUACGUAAGAUAAAUUACAUCAUACGUUAUUAAUAAAUGAAGAGGGAAGAAAUAAAUAUUAUUCCAUUGCUAAACAAAUAGACAAAAUUGUUAAAAGUGUUAGAGUAAAACGUAAAGAGAUAAAUAAUUAUUAUGGCACAACACUGAACGAAGAGAUGGAUUUUUUCCAAGUAAUAAGAGAUAGGAAUAUUAUGACUGGCGAGACAGACACAACGGAAUAUUUUGCGAAAACACAAGAAACAUAUACACAAUAUGACUUGUACAAAUAUGACCAAGAAACUGCAAAUAAUGAUACAAAAACUAUUCUGAAACAGUCUUCAAUCUCGGAAGAAAAAUCUACUCUUGAUAAUGAGAGUUCUUACGAAGAAGCAUACGAUUACAAGAGAUUCAAAAUGGAAUACGAACAGCAGAUGCAGGAUGACAUAAAGCAAGAAAAAAUACUGAACUAUACCGAGAAGGAAGAACCGAAGGAUACGGCAAAAGGAGCACUGAAAAGAAUAAUGGAUUUGAAACGACCCAAGAAUUGUACGAAAGAAGAGCUGAGCCAAAUUGGAAUUAAAGCAAUAGAAUGCCUUUUAUACGAUUAUCAACGUGCAAAAGACAUAACAACUGCGAAGAUGGUUCUUUCGAGGACGUGGUUGGUUCUCCGAGUUUGGUUAUUAAUUUAUAUUUGUUUGGCAAUCCCCUGUUGGUGUCAAAGAGGAUGGUGUUGCUGUUGUUUUCGCUGUAGAUUUUGUUUUCCGCGAAAAAGAAUUAUACUUAUUAAACAAUAUUAUGCAAUGAAUCCACCUGGCAUUUUUGUGAAGGAUUUAAAAAAAGAGAAAGACAUGAAAGAGCCUAUUAAAUAUGAAGUUACUGAAUAUGAACAUGACGCAUACAAGGACCUUGAAACUGCUAUAAGAAAUAUAUGAAUAUUAACGUGUUCGUCUCUGCUACCGCAUACAAUUUAGGACAAAUCUAAUUCAGAUAUCCAUUGACUCAUAUGUUAGAAUUUUUUUAUAAAAAAGUAAAAACAUUUCUCUGGAUAUACAAGUGAGAAAUACGUUUAUAUUUCCGAAUGAAUAUGUUAUUUAAUAAUCGUUAAUUAUAAUUAUUUUAAUCAUGUCAUAAUUUUUAUUAGUAAUUUCAUGUGACUUUUUCAUGUUAGGUAUAUUAACUAUUAAAACGUUUGUUCAACCUAGAUCUAAUCUGAUGUAUUAAAAAAAAGAUAUAAAAAUUAUAUGAUAUGCAUUGUUUGCAUAAAGUAACAUUA
Messenger RNA from Wasmannia auropunctata (little fire ant), 1973 nucleotides. RefSeq lists its product as uncharacterized. The coding region runs from base 877 to 1632 and encodes 251 amino acids. NCBI's taxonomy places the organism in Eukaryota, Metazoa, Arthropoda, Insecta, Hymenoptera, Formicidae. The record is from RefSeq and is a predicted model, not a curated record. The transcript has 2 exons.